AUGUUUCGAAACUCCUUCCAGCAUAGAUUCGUAACUGUAUUCAGCAGUUCCGGUAGCAAACCGCUUGCCAUUUGGGAUGUGCACACAAAAAAUGGCCACUCUAGGCGCGUAACGGAUGAAGCUGUUCGUUCGCUUACAUUUGAGUUGAUUGGAGUCAACGUGGCCACCACUUACAUGGUGGCCCCGUGUUGUCCUUGCCCGUCGCUUUGCAUUAAGCUACCAUUUUUGGUGAUGCUUGUGAAAAAUUUGAAGAAAUUUUUUUCCUUCGAAGUUCAGAUUCUGGACGAUAAACAAUUACUGCGACGGCUGCGCUUCUCAAAUUAUCAGAGCUGCACACGUGUAGAUAAUUUUAGUACGUCGAUGCCCUUGUCGAUGACACCGGGUUGGAAUCAAGUGCAACUAAACAUGGCAGAAUUAAUUCGGCGGGCUUACGGAACGAAUUACGUUGAGACGGUACGCAUUAAGAUCCAUGCAAACGUGCGCAUCAAGCGCAUCUAUUUCUGCGAUCGCCUGUACACGAACGAUGAGACACCGGGGGAACUGAGGCUGUACCCUCCAAUUCGACCAAAUCGUUUAGAACAAUUCAAGGAACAGCAGAAGAAGCAAGCCAAAAUUCCUCAUGAACCGAUCGAAACCGUACGGCCUACAACACCAGUAGAGGACUUUAGCACAUACUCAACCCCGCAGGACGUACUUGCGCCAGCACAGUGUGUUGUUGAAACAACCACUUAA
Molecule: messenger RNA, 732 nt
Organism: Anopheles nili
Lineage: Eukaryota; Metazoa; Arthropoda; Insecta; Diptera; Culicidae
Product: cilia- and flagella-associated protein 20-like
Exons: 2
Coding region: 1-732 (243 amino acids)
Biological process (GO): positive regulation of cell motility; regulation of cilium beat frequency involved in ciliary motility; cilium assembly
Cellular component (GO): motile cilium; ciliary basal body
Source: RefSeq, a predicted model, not a curated record